GUAGGAUCAGCUUCUCCCCGCAGGCGGGGUAGACAGAUAGCAUGAGGAGAUACUGAGGGGGUUGAUAAGAUGCUUUCCCCUGCAUCUUUCAUCUACCAUCAUCAUUGCAUUUCAACAUCCAUCAACAGAUCAGACAAACAAGCAUAAUGGGCGUCAAAGGAAUUCGAACUGCCAUCAAGGUUGACCUUGACAUGCCUGCAUGGGAACAGCCCGGGUUACACAAUCGAUGGCAUCCAGACAUCCCCUCCCAUGGCAAAAUCGCCAACAACGAAGUGGUCAAAAUCGAAUGUCUCGACUGGACAGGCGGGCAGAUCAAAAACAACGAUUCAGCAGACGACAUCAAAAACGUCGAUCUCACGCAGAUCCACUAUCUCUCUGGGCCAUUUGACAUCGAAACAGCCGAGCCAGGCGAUGUCCUUGUCGUGGAGAUCCAGGAUGUGCAGCCGUUUGAGGAGCAGCCGUGGGGGUUUUCUGGUGUUUUUGCAAGACGCAAUGGUGGGGGGUUUUUGGAUGAGAUUUAUCCUGAUGCUGCCAAGGCGAUCUGGGACUUUGAAGGCAUCUUCUGCUCGUCGAGGCAUAUCCCGCAUGUGCGAUUCGCGGGUCUCAUCCACCCUGGUAUCUUGGGCUGUGCGCCGUCUGCUGAGAUUCUGGAGGAGUGGAAUCGUCGCGAGGGUGAAUUGAUUGCUGCUAGUACGGCUGAUCGUGAUGUUGCGAAACCUCCUGAGCCGAAGAAUGCCCAUGCAGGUAGCGCUGAGGAUAGCAUCAAAGCGAAGAUUGCAAGGGAGGGAGCCAGGACGAUUCCAGGUCGCCCCGAACACGGCGGCAACUGCGAUAUCAAAAACCUCUCUCGCGGCUCCAAAAUCUACCUCCCCGUCCACGUCCCAGGGGCCAAAUUCUCAGUUGGAGACCUCCACUUCUCCCAAGGCGACGGCGAAGUCUCCUUCUGCGGUGCUAUCGAAAUGGCCGGAGUAAUCACACUCAAAUUCAACGUCCUCAAAGACGGCAUCGCAAAACUAGGCAUGAAGUCACCCAUCUUCCACGCUGGCCCCGUCGAGCCCCAGUUCGGCCCUGGCCGCUAUCUCACCUUUGAAGGCUUCUCUGUCGACGAACACGGGAAGCAGCAUUACAUGGAUGCGACGGUAGCGUAUCGACAGACGUGUCUCCGGGUGAUCGAGUAUCUGCGUCGGUAUGGGUAUAGCGAUUAUCAGAUCUAUCUGCUGCUCAGCUGUGCCCCGGUGCAGGGACAUAUAGCUGGAAUUGUGGAUAUCCCGAAUGCGUGCACGACGAUGGGGAUCCCGAUGGAUAUUUUUGAUUUUGAUAUUCGGCCUGAGGCGGAGGUGGUGGAGAGGGAUAUGGGGAGUUGUGCGUUUGCGGGGUGAGACCUGUUUGUUUGCUAGUGAAAGCAGCUUGACUGUGAAUGAAGCUAUUGCUGCCUGGCAGUCUCUAGUAUUUAUAUCCCUUCUUCCCCGCAAGUAUUCCGUCUUCUUCUCGUCAGUUAUAUGCACUUGGUUAUCUCAAGAUCUUAUAUUAUAUACCAAUCGGCCAUGGCUAUCUCUUAUCCUCC
Messenger RNA from Aspergillus wentii DTO 134E9, 1564 nucleotides. RefSeq names its product acetamidase/formamidase family protein. NCBI's taxonomy places the organism in Eukaryota, Fungi, Ascomycota, Eurotiomycetes, Eurotiales, Aspergillaceae. Bases 147 to 1379 code for a protein of 410 amino acids. Gene Ontology annotation, molecular function: hydrolase activity, acting on carbon-nitrogen (but not peptide) bonds, in linear amides. The record is from RefSeq and is a predicted model, not a curated record. The transcript has 5 exons.